UAGAAAUUUUUUGACAGUGCGUAGUAUCACGAAGUGUGCAACGUUAUUGAGUUACUGGUGGCAGAAUGAACAGAGGAGCCAUUUGCGCGUGGAGAAGGUUCAACAGUUCCGUGAGUGCUGGUGGGGCGUCAUGUUCGACCAAGUUUGUACCGUUGAUAGAGAACUACAAGACGUUGAAGCAUAUCCACUUUGAUGGGAUUACUCCGUUCGACAAGGGACAAGCCAUCCAGAAUAUGAUGGUGAAUGCCAAUCUUGACUUCAAGAAGAUCGAGAGUAAGAUUCGAAAACAGAAGCUGAUUGCGGCUUCUCAAGGUUUAGUUUUGAAUGAUUAUGAGAAUGAGUUGCUUACUAAGAUCUUGGAUAUCAAGCCCAGUCCAACAUUAUUAACAUUUGAAUUUGAGAAUGUAUAUACUGGGGGGAAGAAGUUGAAGCAAGAUCCUUCCAUGGUUGAAAAGAUCGCUCAGUUUGAAAGUUUGGGAUGUAAAUAUCAUCAGUUAGAAAGAGGAGGUCAGAUCACUUGGCAUGGGCAGGGUCAACUAGUGGCGUAUCUCAUUUUGGACUUAAAGCAGUUCAAGAAUUUGUCAGUUCGAUGCUUUGUGGAUUCGGUCUUAUUGAAGUCGGUUCAGAACUUGUUGAAGAAGAACUAUGACUUAGAUAGCUAUACCAAUGAGAAUCCAGGAGUGUGGAUGGCUAAGAAUGACUUUAAGAUUGCUAGUGUAGGUUGUAAUAUUCAGAGAGCCAUUACUUCUUAUGGGAUUGGCCUUAACGUUGCACCAGACUUGAAGUUCUUAAAUACGUUUGAGAUGUGUGGGUUACCGAAUACCACUGCCACAUCUAUUCAAACGUUACAACCCGAAUUGACAUCUCUUAGUGUUAAGGAAGUGGGUGAUUUGUAUGCUAGGGAAGUAGCCAAGUUGUUGAAUAUUGAGGUAGUUCAGCACCAAAGUGGAGAUGACAUAGAGAUACAGUAAUAACUUGUACAUAGAUAGAGAAGUGUAUAGUAUACCAUUUUCUACA
Scheffersomyces amazonensis is the source of this 1017-nucleotide messenger RNA. Its product is annotated as lipoyl(octanoyl) transferase. Gene Ontology annotation, cellular component: mitochondrion. Lineage: Eukaryota; Fungi; Ascomycota; Pichiomycetes; Serinales; Debaryomycetaceae. Gene Ontology annotation, biological process: protein lipoylation. Gene Ontology annotation, molecular function: lipoyl(octanoyl) transferase activity. Bases 66 to 971 code for a protein of 301 amino acids. The record is from RefSeq and is a predicted model, not a curated record. The transcript has a single exon.